Messenger RNA from Marasmius oreades (fairy-ring Marasmius), 372 nucleotides. RefSeq lists its product as uncharacterized. The record is from RefSeq and is a predicted model, not a curated record. The transcript is spliced from 4 exons. Gene Ontology annotation, molecular function: iron ion binding; monooxygenase activity; heme binding. Bases 1 to 372 code for a protein of 123 amino acids. Lineage: Eukaryota; Fungi; Basidiomycota; Agaricomycetes; Agaricales; Marasmiaceae.
AUGUUUAUCCCUAAAAAUACCAUUGUGAUUCCGAACCUGAGAGGCAUGAGUAGAGAUGAGCGUGUCUAUUCCGAUCCUCUGAAAUAUGAUCCCUCCCGAUAUCUUCCCAUGCCCGAAGGAAAGGCCGAGCCUCAAUUUUCUGCUUUCUGGGGCUUCGGACGACGAAUAUGUCCUGGUCGACAUUUCGCUGAGCUGGCCAUUUGGCAUGCGCUGGCAACUUUGGAGAUUCUCCCACCAAAGGAUGAGAGAGGCAAUGUCCUUGUACCGGAGUUGAUCGUGACGGAGGGAUUUGGCAGUGCUAUUGCGCCAUUCAAAUUCGAAGUCCGUGUUCGAUCCGAAAAGGCUAGAGCACUGAUCGCAGAGAUCGAGUAG